Molecule: messenger RNA, 505 nt
Organism: Leptosomus discolor (cuckoo roller)
Lineage: Eukaryota; Metazoa; Chordata; Aves; Leptosomiformes; Leptosomidae
Source: RefSeq, a predicted model, not a curated record
UAAUUCAGAUUCCAUGCUAGUUUCCAUUGUGGGAAUGGCACUGUACACGGGCUAUGUGUUCAUGCCUCAGCACAUCAUGGCAAUAUUGCACUACUUUGAAAUUGUGCAGUGAUGAAGAACGUAUUUUCAAGAAGUAACCGGGCUCUGAAAUCUGGUCUGCAAAGAAGAAUGAACCUCUUAGUUUUAACAAGACUUCUACCAAUGUCAGAAAGACACAGUUACAACUCCGAAGAUUAGGAAACGAGAUAUGUAGAGCAGGGACGUGAGGUGUCCCCUAUGUUGUGUUCAUUCCUUUUAAUUUUACAAGAUAUGCCCUUGUAUAGUAGUUUGUCUACUUUAACAUUGUGAUUGUACUUUGAUAUCAGUAUUUUCUUAACUUUGUGACAGUUUCAAUAUUGCACUGUGAAAGCUUUUCUUAAUUGUAAUUUUGAGUAAUCUUAAUUGCCUUCUAUUUUUAAUCGGAAAGUCAUCUUAUUAAAUGGGGCUUAAAGCUUUUGCUAUUGUA